Molecule: messenger RNA, 528 nt
Organism: Drosophila willistoni
Lineage: Eukaryota; Metazoa; Arthropoda; Insecta; Diptera; Drosophilidae
Product: proteasome maturation protein-like
Exons: 1
Coding region: 67-465 (132 amino acids)
Biological process (GO): proteasome assembly
Cellular component (GO): nucleus; cytoplasm
Source: RefSeq, a predicted model, not a curated record
UUCUUUGAAAUAUUUCAGUCCUAUAUAAGUGAAAAACGUUCAGUUCAAUAUUUAUUGUAUACAAAAAUGGAAUUCGUUUCAAAAAAAAUAAAACAAUCUGAAUUUUUGCAAGGAUCUUCUGCUGCCACAUUGCCAGGCAGUUCGAAUUGCUUGUCUAGUAUCGAAAGUUCUUUAUUAUACCAUUCAGAGCGCAAAUUUCACGAUGAACAGCAUAUUCAAGAUAUGAGACGGGGACGCGAUAGUCUAGGUCUAGCCGUACCCUUGCGCAUCAAUAUGGAUCGUUUUGCUGCAAAGCGUGUGGGCCGUUUGCCAUUUCUGGCAUCUAGCAAUCUAAUGGAUGAUAUUCUAACUGGACGUUGUGAUACAAUAUUCUAUGAAGAUUUCAUGAAUUUGCCAGAGUAUAUGGAGGAUAUGUCUCCACCGCAUAAAGUGGUUGAGAAAGCAUUUGGUAUAUAUAAGGACUAAUACUAAUUUGGUGUAGCUUUUCAUCAUAGUUUCUAUAUUUUCAAUAAACCUUAGAACAACUAA